AUGGACCGCCCCGAACGCAUUCCGCCAAAUCUUGGGUCACUCAAUCUCGAUUCUGUUGCAAAGCUUCGAAGAAAGAAGUGGGCACGUCAAAUUCGGAGCAUCGUUCAGCAACUUCACGAUAUUGGAGUAGUAUGGGGCGAUGCAAAGCCGGGAAAUAUCCUCAUCGACAAAAAGGACGAUGCGUGGAUAGUUGACUUUGGAGGGAGCUGGACAGAAGGAUGGGUCGAUCCAGAAUUGGCAGAGAGCAUGAAGGUCGACUUGCAGGCUUUGAAGAGGAUCAUUGAGUUUCUGAAGGUGUAG
Molecule: messenger RNA, 300 nt
Organism: Endocarpon pusillum Z07020
Lineage: Eukaryota; Fungi; Ascomycota; Eurotiomycetes; Verrucariales; Verrucariaceae
Exons: 1
Coding region: 1-300 (99 amino acids)
Biological process (GO): protein phosphorylation
Molecular function (GO): ATP binding; protein kinase activity
Source: RefSeq, a predicted model, not a curated record